CUUGUCGGACACGGAGCCAUUGGGAGCCAGGCAAAGUGCGGAGCGGGUCCACACCGCAAGCCGCAACGCAGCCCACCGGGCUUGGCCGGAUCCUAACAAUGCUACCCCCGUGUCUCGGUGCUCGCCUCCAGCGCGCCUGCACCUAAAGAAGUAAACAGGUCAUGGCACGCUUAACAAAAAGACGACAGGCGGACACAAAAGCUAUCCAGCAUCUUUGGGCAGCCAUUGAAAUUAUCAGGAAUCAGAAGCAGAUUGCCAACAUUGAUCGUAUUACAAAGUAUAUGUCCCGAGUCCACGGCAUGCAUCCCAAAGAGACCACCCGGCAGCUGAGCUUAGCUGUGAAGGACGGUCUUAUUGUCGAAACUCUAACAGUGGGCUGCAAAGGUUCAAAAGCUGGCAUUGAACAGGAAGGAUAUUGGUUACCAGGAGAUGAGAUAGCCUACAGUAUGCAGCCUUUCUCCAGGACAGCAGCCCCAGACAAGGACUGGGAAACAGAAACUCAUGACUGGUAUUGUUUUGAAUGCCAUUUGCCUGGAGAGGUGUUGAUAUGUGACCUGUGUUUUCGUGUGUAUCAUUCCAAGUGUUUGUCUGAUGAGUUCAGGCUUAGAGACAGCAGUAGUCACUGGCAGUGCCCAGUUUGCAGGAGCAUUAAGAAGAAGCACUCUAACAAGCAGGAGAUGGGCACCUACCUGAGGUUCAUCGUCUCCCGCAUGAAGGAGCGGGCUAUAGACCUUAAUAAGAAAGGGAAGGACAGCAAGCAUCCGAUGUACCGGAGGCUGGUGCACUCAGCUGUGGACGUCCCUACCAUACAAGAGAAGGUGAACGAGGGCAAGUACCGGAGUUACGAGGAGUUCAAGGCGGACGCGCAGCUGCUGCUCCACAACACAGUGAUCUUCUAUGGAGCAGACAGUGAGCAAGCGGACAUUGCAAGGAUGUUAUAUAAAGACACGUGUCACGAGCUGGACGAGCUGCAGCUUUGCAAGAACUGCUUCUAUCUGUCAAACGCGCGGCCCGACAACUGGUUCUGCUACCCCUGCAUACCUAAUCAUGAGCUGGUUUGGGCUAAAAUGAAAGGUUUUGGGUUUUGGCCAGCCAAAGUCAUGCAGAAAGAAGACAAUCAAGUUGAUGUUCGCUUCUUUGGCCAUCACCACCAGAGAGCCUGGAUUCCUUCAGAAAACAUUCAGGAUAUCACAGUCAAUGUUCACCGACUGCAUGUGAAGCGCAGCAUGGGCUGGAAAAAGGCCUGUGAUGAGCUGGAACUGCAUCAGCGCUUCCUCCGUGAAGGAAGGUUCUGGAAGUCUAAGAAUGAGGACCGAGGUGAGGAAGAGGCAGAGUCCAGUAUCUCCUCCACCAGUAAUGACCAGCUGAAGGUCACUCAAGAGCCAAGAGCAAAGAAAGGACGCCGUAAUCAGAGUGUGGAGCCCAAAAAGGAAGUAAGUUGCCCGCCUCACAGUGUCCAGGUGGCAGUCGAAAGAGGAAAGAGUCUCAAAGUACGCUCAAGACAGUCAAGUAAUACCCGUCACGUUAAGGCCCAGUCUCCCGACUCCUGUCGUUGUGGACUGCUGCUCGACCAGCACGCGAGUGCACAGUCUCCGUCCCCAGAACCAGAGCCAGAAACGGAAGCAGUAAGUUCCAGCCAGGAAAUCCCCACAAUGCCUCAGCCAAUUGAGAGGGUGUCAGUGUCAACCCAGACCAAGAAGUUAAGUGCCUCUUCCCCACGGAUGCUGCAUCGAAGCACCCAGACGACCAGCGAUGGCGUCUGUCAGAGCAUGUGCCACGACAAGUACACCAAAAUCUUUAAUGACUUUAAAGACAGGAUGAAGUCGGACCACAAGCGUGAAACAGAGAGAGUGGUCCGGGAAGCGCUGGAAAAGUUGCGUUCUGAAAUGGAAGAAGAAAAAAGACAAGCUGUAAACAAAGCGGUAGCCAACAUGCAGGGUGAGAUGGACAGAAAGUGUAAGCAGGUGAAGGAAAAGUGCAAGGAAGAGUUUGUAGAGGAGAUCAAGAAGCUAGCGGCACAGCACAAGCAGCUCAUUUCUCAGACCAAGAAGAAGCAGUGGUGCUACAACUGUGAGGAGGAGGCCAUGUACCACUGCUGCUGGAACACGUCCUACUGCUCCAUCAAGUGCCAGCAGGAGCACUGGCACGCGGAGCACAAGCGCACCUGCCGCCGGAAGAGAUGAGCCGCCCCGCCUCACACGCAGCGGUUUUGUUCCCAAGAAGCCAAAAUUGUUUAGAAUUUGCUUCCCAUUUUGCACCAGCCUUUAAACACUUUUCGUGGUGAAAUUUUGCACAGUAGUUUAAAUCUUUUGUUAAUGCUCCUCCGGCAUUUUUCGGGGGCUGAAGUAACAUCAAUGGAGGGUAUUACUCUAAAUAAAUCUAAUUGAGGAUUUGUUGCAUUUUCAGCAAAUUUUAAAACAUUUUUAGGUUUUACAGAAAUUUUAACCUUUAAACAACAAAUCUUAAAAAAAAAAAAAAAUGACAGGUGAAUACCAGAGAGUCUAACAGAGACAGAACGGAGCUGAAUGUAAGAGCAGAGGGCAGAUGCUUCGGAACAGACUACCUGGCCGUGACCUUGCUGAGCUGGUGUUGGGCAGCCUGCUGACUUGACUGUCCACAGGCCUUGCCUGUGGCUGUGCUGGCGGCAUGUGAUUGAAUAUAGGGAACAGGGUUGACACAGCAGGGAUAGAUAGCCCUGCAUAUUUUUUCUUAAAUAUUUCCCAAUUGUGUUUUCAUUAUUUCUUUUCAAUAUAUAACUUUUAUAACAAAUUAUUAGCUUUGAUCUUGUAGUUUAAAAUUGCAGGGAAACUGGGGUAAUCUUUUACUGAGCUGGAUCUUAGAGAAAAUGAAUAUUUAAAUUUUAAAGUUUGCACAUUUCAUCUUUGUCUUGACAUGAGUGCUUGUAACAAAAUCAGCAGCAAAAACAAAAAUCAAAAGCCAAAAACUACCUGUACUCAGAACACAGAAUCACAGCUGAGGCAUACAAGUUUAUAACUGAGUCCC
Apodemus sylvaticus (European woodmouse) is the source of this 3003-nucleotide messenger RNA. It is a transcript of the gene Zmynd11, whose product is annotated as zinc finger MYND-type containing 11. The record is from RefSeq and is a predicted model, not a curated record. Gene Ontology annotation, molecular function: transcription corepressor activity; DNA binding; protein binding. NCBI's taxonomy places the organism in Eukaryota, Metazoa, Chordata, Mammalia, Rodentia, Muridae. Gene Ontology annotation, biological process: regulation of transcription elongation by RNA polymerase II. The transcript is spliced from 16 exons. The coding region runs from base 162 to 2183 and encodes 673 amino acids.